Messenger RNA from Onychomys torridus (southern grasshopper mouse), 381 nucleotides. Its product is annotated as SLC35A4 upstream open reading frame protein-like. NCBI's taxonomy places the organism in Eukaryota, Metazoa, Chordata, Mammalia, Rodentia, Cricetidae. The record is from RefSeq and is a predicted model, not a curated record. The transcript is spliced from 4 exons. Bases 1 to 381 code for a protein of 126 amino acids.
AUGGCGGAUGACAAGGAUUCUCUGCCCAAGCUUAAGGACCUGACAUUUCUCAAGAAGCAGCUGGAGCGCCUACAGAAGCGUGUGGAGGAUGAAGUCAACACUGGUGUAGGCCAGCUCCAGAAUUUGGGGAUAAUCUUUGGAGAAAAGAGCACAGCUGUCGGCGGUGAGGACGAGCGUGUGGUCGAUGGCUCACUCUUGUCCUCCCCAUUCCUCAAGGGAUUCCUGGCAGGCUAUGUGGUGGCCAGAUUGAGGGCAUCAGCAGUGUUGGGCUUUGCGGUGGGCACUUGCACUGGCAUCUAUGCGGCUCAGUCAUACGCUGUACCCAACGUGGAGAAGACGCUGAAGAACUACAUUAGGUCACUACGAAAGGGGCCUGACUAG